AUGCCAGGAAAUGAUGGCCCCAGCUCUCACGAGGGCACCUCAAAGGAAGCUACAGGGAGCCUGUGCUCAGCAGAGGAUGCAAAGAAAACUGAGGGCACCAGUGAGGAAGCCACCACCUCUGCAGUGGAAGGCGCAGAAGGGGUGGUUGGAGCUGAGUCUGCUUCUGGUGGCACAGAUGAGGAUGCUGCAGAGAGUGCUCCUCCUCGCAAUGAGUACAGGGCUCCCGAGCACGUAUCUAUCCCUGAUGCCAUGCUAAGUCGGCGCGUCAUUGACCACUAUAAAGAGGAGGAUGCUGUGCAAGCCUUCCCCAUCAACCAUGCGGGGGAGCACAGCUCUGGCUGGCAGCUGUAUGACGUGGAUGACGAGAACACGAUUGUGUGGUGGAUGCUGGACCUCACCGGCGGCCGCGUCCCAGAGAAUGAGAAGAAUGCGCAGCUCAGCGACGACGUCAAGCACUUCAUGUACCGGCUCAACAAGGAGGGCGGGUGGUCAGUGCCCCAGAUAGCGGAGCUGUUCCGGGUGCGGCAGCAGCGGGUGAUGGCGAUCAUCGCGCUGAAGGAGAUGGAGGUUGGGAAGCGCGAGAGCGGCGAGGAGCUGCUGGAAGACCUGCACGAGGACAUGGAGCGCGUCUUCGAGUGCCAUGAGGUCCGCGGCAGAUUCGAGCGCCACGUGCGGCUGCUGCCGACCAAGCCCGCCUUCGAGGUGAUUGGGACGGGAGGGGGAGGGAGAAAAGGGAAGAAAGGGAAGGGGAAGGGAGAUGCAGAGAGGGUGUAUGAGAGCCACGAGGACCCCAGCUGGGAGAGUGAGGUGAGGAUAAGGGAGGAGGAGGUUGCCGCGCAUGAGGAGAGGAUCCUGGUCAAGGAGUUCAGGGAGCGGCUGGCCUUCAACCUUGGCAAGGUGGGUCAGAGCAUCAGCAAUGAGAGCAGAGCCAGGCAGGCGCCCCAGAGGCCCAAGGAGGGGUGGAGCGUUGUUGUGCGGCCUGCCGGACGUGGAGUGGAGUUUGAGCCCUUUGUGGCGCGGCCUGAUGGCUCCAGGCGGCCCCUCUCGUCUGACGAGGACCUCUACAUCAACCGCAUGAAGCCGCUUCGCCGCCGGACAAUAUUGUAG
Messenger RNA from Coccomyxa subellipsoidea C-169, 1107 nucleotides. RefSeq lists its product as hypothetical. NCBI's taxonomy places the organism in Eukaryota, Viridiplantae, Chlorophyta, Trebouxiophyceae, Coccomyxaceae. Bases 1 to 1107 code for a protein of 368 amino acids. The record is from RefSeq and is a predicted model, not a curated record. The transcript has 6 exons.